AUGAGUCGUCAUGGAAGAUACGAUAACCCUCAAUGGGACUCAGACCCUCGACACAAGAAGGUGAUAAUAGACCGGAGGGGCACUGACUCGGCCUACGACCCGCGGCGUCCUCGAGACUCACAUCCUGAUAGCCGACCAAAGCCGAGUCCCUAUGCUCCGAACUUCAAGGAAGCUGGCCAAGGCCGGUCUCAAACAUUCGCAACUAUUAUCAAACCCGAGAUUCCUGUCCCUUACGUGAAGAACCCCCAACCAUAUGAGGGCGAGUCUUUGAGGGACUACAGAUACUACAAGUCACUUCAUGACCGUUACGAUGAGACCAACCACAAGUACAAGGUACUCGACCCUGUCCAUAAGAGCAGGAAAUACACGCACGAGCAGCGUGAGGAGGCCCAUGGACAAGGGAUUGCUUUGGCCAAACUAGCACAGCGGCAGGCAAAAGAAAUUGCCGCUGCACGUACGGGGUUUGACCACAAAUACCCCUGCGCCCAACCUUCCUUGGCGGAUAAGGAGCGCCACAACGGCGAAGUCUUGAAAGCCAUGCAGAAUGCCAAAAAAUAUAACGAGUACGAAAAGAUUAUUGAGGCUAAGAGGACCGGAUGGCGAGAGAAAAGGCUUGCUGGGACCCUUCGUAAGGCCUAG
Molecule: messenger RNA, 639 nt
Organism: Aspergillus mulundensis
Lineage: Eukaryota; Fungi; Ascomycota; Eurotiomycetes; Eurotiales; Aspergillaceae
Exons: 2
Coding region: 1-639 (212 amino acids)
Source: RefSeq, a predicted model, not a curated record